CAGGUGCCGCGUUCCAGUUUGUGUUUGAGUGGUAGAAAAAAAGUCGAAAAGUGUGUACGCGAAAGGAAUUACAUCACUCUGCAGAUUGAUUCAUUUUCAGUGUUCCAUCAAAACAAACGAUUAAAUACACGGUAGCCGCGAUGCUGCUUCAAGUUCUGGCCACCGCCUUUGCCAUCGGCAUCUCAUGGGUAGUGGUAACCGUGUUGCGAAAUAGAGCUACCAUUGCUCGAUUGAAAAAACUCCUCCCGCACUUUGACGCCGUACCGUCCCUGCCCUUGCUGGGCACGUCGUACCACUUUAAAGAUCCCACUCCGGAAGGCAUUUUUGCCACCUUUACCGGGUUCCAUCGUCGUUACGGACGCAAUUUGUUCACCGAGGGUCUGUUCAAUCAACCUGCCAUCCAGAUUACCGACCCCAAGGUAAUCGAGCAGGUGGUGCAAGCGCGUACGAUCGAGAAAACGAUCAUCUACGACUUUAUGGUGCCAUGGCUCGGCACGGGACUAGUCGUGUCCACCGGCGCCAAAUGGGCUCAGCGUAGAAAAAUCAUCACGCCAACGUUUCACUUUAAAAUUCUCGAAGACUUCCUCGUCAUCAUGAACCAUCAGGCGGACGUGUUCAUCGAUAAGCUGACGGCGCAUGCGGGCGGCCCAAAUUUUGAUAUUUACGAAUACGUUACAUACUGCGCACUGGACAUCAUCUCGGAAUCGGCGAUGGGUGUCAAGUUGAACACGCAGCAGCAUCCAAACGCGGAGUACGUUCAGUCUGUUAAAGAGAUCUCGGACAUCAUUUUGAAGCGACUCUUCUCACUUGGCCGUGAGUUUAAGUGGACAUUCCUGUUCACCGAAGCUUACCGGCGGCAGAAGAAGCUACUAAAGGUGGUGCACGGUUUUGCCGAUCGGGUGAUUAGCGAACGUAAGAAGCAACUGGAGGAUGAGCGAGAGCAACAGCGUGCCCAGGAGAAAAUCGAGGAAUCGGACGUGUACGGAAAGCGUCGUAUGACCUUGCUGGAUCUUUUGCUGAACGUCUCGGUCGAAGGCAAACCGUUGUCUAAUAACGACAUCCGGGAGGAGGUUGACACGUUCAUGUUCGCAGGACACGACACAACAACUUCGUGCAUCAGCUUUGCCGCAUACCACCUGUCCCGCAAUCCCGAAAUUCAACAAAAAGCGUACGACGAGAUUCAGGAGCUAGUUGGACCCGAUGCAAAGCGGGCAGAACUUACCUAUGGAACACUGCAAGAGCUAAAGUACCUCGAGAUGAUCAUCAAGGAGACCCUGCGCAUGAAUCCAUCCGUUCCGAUCAUCGGUCGUCGAUCGGUUGGAGAUAUGGUAAUCGAUGGUGCAACAAUUCCAGCCGGCAUCGACUUUGGAAUCAUUAUCUACGCGCUGCAUAAUGAUCCCAAGCUCUAUCCCGAACCGGAACGCUUCGAUCCGGAACGGUUUAGCGACGAUGCCACAGCACAGAGACAACCUUACAGCUACAUACCGUUUAGUGUGGGUUCACGAAACUGUAUCGGUCAGCGGUAUGCAAUGUUGGAAAUCAAAACCAUCCUCGUGAAGCUGCUGGCCAACUAUCGGUUGUUGCCAUGCGAGGAAAGCAAUUCACUUCGCAUCAAAACGGAUAUGACGCUGAAACCCGUAAAAGGAGCAUUUGUGAAAAUUGUUGCUCGGUAAUGAGAUAAUCUGAACGACAGAAGUCAAGAUAAUGAUAACCGGUAAGUGCUAUACAUGUUAAGAGGUGCUCAGCCUUAUCAGUUAGUCAAAAAUGAUCCAGGUGUACUCGAAUGAAUUUGUAAAACGCUAUGUGCUCCCAGUAUUUGAGGAGCAUAUUUUCAUGCAUGACGCAUGCCAAUCAUAUAA
Messenger RNA from Anopheles coustani, 1859 nucleotides. RefSeq names its product cytochrome P450 4d2-like. The transcript is spliced from 2 exons. Gene Ontology annotation, molecular function: iron ion binding; oxidoreductase activity, acting on paired donors, with incorporation or reduction of molecular oxygen; monooxygenase activity. The record is from RefSeq and is a predicted model, not a curated record. NCBI's taxonomy places the organism in Eukaryota, Metazoa, Arthropoda, Insecta, Diptera, Culicidae. Bases 141 to 1673 code for a protein of 510 amino acids.